AGUAACCUGAUAACAAACUGUAUAAUGCGCUCGCGAAUCGAUCUUUGAUUCCUAGCAGGGAACAUAAAGGCCCCUAAAAUUAACAAACGUAGCGAUUUGGAACCAGAAGAGCCCGUCAUGAAGAAGUGUAUAUGCCAAAUGUGUUCUUGUGGUCGGCAUCGUUGUCCGCAUACCUUGGGACAACAGAACCGGGUUAUCAACAAAGACGCCGUGAACAAAUGCAAUGUCACCGAAUACAGAGGACGUUUCGACGGCAUCACUCCUAAGAGGGGACCGUUUUUCCGUCCCACAGACCAGAUCAGGUACGAAGGUCCCACUAGUACCCAGACUACGAACGCGUCGUCUUACGUCACGCAUGACGUAAAGGUCCCAAAACCGAAGGAACCCGAGAAGUUCGUCCCCAAUCCGAAUCGUUUCGAUGCGGUUUCGGAACACCACGAGCACUACAAGCAGUUGAACGGCGUUCCUGCGAAAAUCCCACCUUAUCUGAAAACUACGACGAUGCGAAAGCCUUCAGCUAAACUGGAAUAUAUUUCAACAAAACAGGAUGAUUUUAAGCCCUGGACUUCACCGGGAAGACCGGAUAUUAUUCAGAGAGAGCGACGUUAUCGACCUCCCAGCAAACCUUUCCAGGAGACUUCACUGCAUAGACAGGAUUUCAAAAGGUUUCAUCAACUUCCAAAUCCCAGCGCACGGCAGCCAGACAAGUUGAACUUCGGUGAUAAAGUAGAAUUUCAGACUACGACUCAAACAUAUCAUAAAGCGUUAAAGGCAUCUCCUACACGCCCGAUAGAAAGGCAGCCCGAGAUGGAGGCUUUACCCAAAACAGCCUUCACAUGUACGUCUGUCUUCAAGGCAGAUUUCGUCGACCACAAAGCCAUCAAGUCCGCUCACAUGUUCAAACCUGAAAGUCAUUUAUUUCGAACCAAUCAGACGAUGGACCGGGAGACAACGCAAGGCGAGUCUUUCAAGAGUUGGCCAAUAGAAUCACGGCAACGUAAAGCCCCGGAUGUCUACAAGAAACCGAAAGGCCAAAUGGAGAUCAUCCCCACUUCACGUGAUUAUUCAAAUCACGGGGAGCUAGGCAUUCCCGCCAGAUCUGCGCGGCCUCGUACCAAGCUUCAGCGCGGCCGCGAGUUCCCUUUUAAUUCAACUACGAGUUACUCGAUGGAGUUUCAGAAACACAGCGCACCACAGAGAGCCUCCUUAAGACAGAAUGCGCGAGAUGGCAACGACAUAUUCCCGAAGUCUGUGGAAGACUCCGAACCCACUACGGUAACUUCCGAGUUUUUGGAUAAGUACAAAAGGCACCAGGCCCCUCCGGCGAGGAUGUUUAAAGACAAUAGUACCUUGUUCAAAACAUCAGCAAGUUUUGCAGAUAGUUCGCUUUACAAAGAGCAGUUCCGGGGGGAGAGAAUUGAAUGCCCAAGCGAAGGUUUAUUACGUGAUGAUAAAGUUGGAUUGUUUUCGUUUGAUCACGUGAACGAGGAGGGUCACAAGAUCUACGCGAUUAGUCCCCGGACAUCGCAGCCCCUCCGUCGUGAAGUAACAGUGGCGUGAAAAAUACGGAAGUUUAGCUACUAGUCAUUUUCAUAGAUAUAGAGCAAUUGUUAUGAAAUACAGAUAGUGGGAGAUGUAGAGACACUAACUUCUU
Molecule: messenger RNA, 1654 nt
Organism: Dendronephthya gigantea
Lineage: Eukaryota; Metazoa; Cnidaria; Anthozoa; Malacalcyonacea; Nephtheidae
Product: stabilizer of axonemal microtubules 1-like
Exons: 3
Coding region: 118-1560 (480 amino acids)
Biological process (GO): microtubule anchoring
Cellular component (GO): cytoskeleton
Molecular function (GO): microtubule binding
Source: RefSeq, a predicted model, not a curated record